CAGUGAUGUAUGACAAUCCAAAAUGGCGGGUGUGUACAGUUAGUUUGUUUUUCCGGUUUUGAGCAGGUUUUGAUUUUUCUUUGGAAUAGUUUGUGCGUGUUUACAGAAUUUAUAGGGAAGUUUGCUGACGCUUAUGGAGAUGCUUCAACUACAUAAUUUCGUAGCGGUGCUACCUGAACUACGAUGGUGAACGUAUCUGUCGGUACGGCAGUACCACGGAGAAUAUGGCUACCCGGGCUGAGGGACUUUUGCCCUAUGAGGCCCAGGAGCCCAUAAUCUCUGGUGUUUACGUCAGUUUGAAAAUUCAACAAACUUUGUUGACCGGCUUGUAAGGGACACUAUGAGUGUCACUCUGCAUACGGAUGUAGGGGAUAUUAAAAUUGAGUUAUUUUGUGAAUUGUGUCCGAAGGCGUGUGAGAAUUUUUUAGCAUUAUGUGCAAGUAAUUACUACGACAACUGCACAUUCCACCGAAAUAUCAAAGGGUUCAUAGUACAAACGGGAGACCCAACACAGACCGGGAAAGGUGGUACAUCGGUAUGGAAUAGAAAAUUCGAAGACGAAUUCAAGGAAGAGUUGAAGCACAACACGCGUGGCUUGGUAUCAAUGGCGAAUAACGGUCCAAACACAAAUGGAAGUCAAUUCUUCAUAACUUACGCUGCCCAGCCCCAUCUAGACUUGAAAUACACCUUGUUUGGAAAGGUGAUCGAUGGCCUGGAUACCCUAGAGCAACUGGAAAAACUCCCCGUGAACCCAAAGAACUUCAAACCCCUCACAGACAUCAGAAUAAACAGUGUAACAAUUCACGCUAAUCCAUUGGCUGGAUGAUCUAAUUGUAUUCC
Molecule: messenger RNA, 840 nt
Organism: Diachasmimorpha longicaudata
Lineage: Eukaryota; Metazoa; Arthropoda; Insecta; Hymenoptera; Braconidae
Product: peptidyl-prolyl cis-trans isomerase-like 3
Exons: 4
Coding region: 341-826 (161 amino acids)
Biological process (GO): protein peptidyl-prolyl isomerization; protein folding
Cellular component (GO): catalytic step 2 spliceosome
Molecular function (GO): peptidyl-prolyl cis-trans isomerase activity
Source: RefSeq, a predicted model, not a curated record